Messenger RNA from Falco peregrinus (peregrine falcon), 1892 nucleotides. It is a transcript of the gene METTL15, whose product is annotated as methyltransferase 15, mitochondrial 12S rRNA N4-cytidine. The transcript has 6 exons. Gene Ontology annotation, molecular function: rRNA (cytosine-N4-)-methyltransferase activity. Lineage: Eukaryota; Metazoa; Chordata; Aves; Falconiformes; Falconidae. Gene Ontology annotation, biological process: rRNA base methylation. Bases 354 to 1778 code for a protein of 474 amino acids. The record is from RefSeq and is a predicted model, not a curated record.
UUGUAGGUUACUGAUGUGGUUUUGAAGUGUUUUAGAUAGAGGGGGGGGAAAAUCAUCAGUUCUCCGUGUUGAUAAAAGACAAACUACAUAGCUAACAACUCCGAUGUUUCCAGGUUUUUUAUUAUUUCAGUUAGUUAUACUCUGGAGAAUUCUUACCUCUGACUGUACUCAAAAUAUUUGGUAUUACAAGAUGUAAUGCUUGAUGAAAACCAUAUAUUUACCACAUGUGUAACACUAAAUUAUAGCAUUAUUUUACAUAUGGUUGCAGUAUUUGAUUUGUCCAUUCCUGUUUAAACUAGAAUUACGGAAAACUUGGCAACCAGCAUGCUACUAGUUAGAGCAAUUGUCUCAUUAUGUUUGGCAAAACAGAGGGGAACAGUUUGAAAGUAAAGUCACUGUUCUGCUUGUGCUCAGAUUUGGGUAGUUAUUUAAGGUUAGCAGCUCUGGGACAUUGUAACACUGUUAAAAGAGUCCUGGCAAUGAAAAGGAAAAGAAGGUGCUCCUUAGGAAAAGAAAGCCAUUGUUGCUUGAAGAUGAUUGAUUGGUUGAUCAACUCCAAAAUGUUGUCUAAGUAUCUGUGCCAAGUUUACAAAUGUUUGUUUCUGCACAACUUAAAACUGAAUUCAGUAAAUGUGUCUACUUUGGCCAGAAGGAUCCAUUCUUCAGCAAAAAAGCUUUCUGACUGUGAGUUAAAUGAACAAAUCGUCCAGAAACGAGAAAAUAAGGAGUUCCCUCAAAGUACAGAAAACGGUAAUUUUGGAAGAUUGCACAUACCAGUGAUGCUGGAGGAGGUUGUUAAUUGUUUAUCCCCCCAGCCAGGCCAGCGUUUCCUUGAUAUGACGUUUGGAGCCGGAGGUCAUACUACAGCUCUUCUAGAGAAAGCCAGCGGUGUUACAGUAUAUGCACUAGACAGGGACCCCACAGCUUAUAAAAUAGCUCAGCAGCUUUCAGAAUUGUACCCGAAACAGAUUCAACCUCUUCUAGGACAGUUUAGCCAGGCAGAAGCUCUGUUAAUCUCCUCUGGAGUUGAGCCAGGGACUCUGGAUGGAGUUCUCUUGGAUGCUGGUUGUUCUUCUAUGCAGUUUGAUACACCCGAAAGAGGUUUUUCUCUGCAGAAGGAUGGACCUUUGGACAUGAGGAUGGAUAGUGACAGGUACCCUGACAUGCCCACUGCUGCUGAUGUUGUGAAUGCUUUAGAUCAACAGGCGCUUGCGUCCAUCCUGAGAACAUACGGGGAGGAGAGGCACGCCAAGAAAAUCGCUUCAGCCAUCGUUCAGGCACGCAGCAUAUACCCCAUCACCAGAACUCAGCAGCUUGCAAGCAUUGUUGCAGGUGCUUUUCCAGCAUCAGCACUGUAUGCACGCAAAGACUUGCUUCAAAGACCUACACAUGUUGCUACCAAAACUUUUCAGGGCCUGCGAAUAUUUGUAAAUGAUGAGCUCCAUGAACUCUUUAUAGGGCUGAAGAUGGCUGAGAAGUUUCUAAAACCUGGAGGUCGCCUCGUAGCUCUCUCCUUUCAUUCACUAGAAGAUCGUAUUAUCAAACGUUUUCUUUAUGGAAUAGACAUGACAGAAAAGUGGAAUCUUGGCUCAAGGCAGAAGAUAAGACAGGCUCUGAAAAACUGCUCCAAAAAAGAAGAAACACAGGAAUUUCUGCAUGGAAAAUCCAGCUCCAGGUGGACUUUUAUACAGAAAAAAGUUCUCACACCCCAGGCCAAGGAUAUUCAAACAAACCCAAGAGGAAGAUCAGCCAAGCUAAGAGCUGCUAUUAAACUCUAAAAUGAAAUAUGUGAUUAUAUAAUUGUAUAAUUUCCUUAAAUUUUGUUUUCCAGAAGGCUAACUGGACAGAUGGUAUCAAACUGAAAAAAAUAAAAUUAAGACUGUUAGAAAACA